UAUUAUCAAUUUUGAUUCAUUUUUAUUAUAUAAAAAAAAAAAUCUAGUUUGAUGUCUUGUGCCUGAAAGCAAAUUAAGGAGAGCAGACAAUUGUGCAUGUGUGAAGAAGAUGGAGGUGGAGGUUGGUGGUCUGAAGAAUGUAACUUCGGCUUUCUCCGGUGACGGUGCUCCGGUGAGUGAUCAGGCAGCUACUCCGGCAAGCUUAAUGAAAUUGAUACUAUCAAGCAUGGUUGCUGCUGGUGUGCAGUAUGGUUGGGCUCUCCAAGUUGCUCUUUUGACAUCUUAUGUUCAGACUCUUGGAUUACCACACUCCCUUGCUUCAAUAAUGUGGCUAUGUGGCCCUGUUUCAGCCUUCAUUGUUCAACCAUCUGUUGGUGUUUGGAGUGAUAGAUGUCAUUCACGGUUUGGAAGGAGAAGACCGUUUAUUCUUGCAGGCUGCCUUUUGAUCUGUACUUCAGCACUUGUUAUAGCCUUUUCUUCAGAUAUUGGAUAUGCACUUGGUGAUACAAAAGAACAUUGCAGUGUUUACACUGGAAAAAGAUGGAAAGCUACAAUUGUAUAUGUUGUCGGCUUUUGGAUGCUUGAUUUUGCAAACAAUGCAGUGCAUGCACCAUCUCGUGCACUAAUGGCUGAUCUUGCAGGUCCGGGUAGAUUUACAGUAGCAAAUGCAGUAAUGUGUUCAUGGUUUGCAGUAGGAAACAUACUCGGUUAUUCUUCGGGUGCAACCAGGUCUUGGCAUCGUUGGUUUCCAUUUCUGAACACAAGAGCUUGCUGUGAAGCCUGUGCAAAUCUCAAGGGUGCUUUUCUAAUUCAUGUUGUGUUUAUUCUUCUCUGUUCUUCUGUUUCUCUGUUUUUCGCCAAAGAAGUCCCACUUGAAGGGAAGACAGGAAUGGUUACUGCAAAUGAACAAAGAUCAGGAGUAAUUGAACUUCUGAAUAGUCUCAGACAUUUACCUCCCGGAAUGGCUCCGGUUCUUGUUGUCACUUCACUGUCUUGGCUAUCAUGGUUUCCGUUCUUCCUAUAUAACAACGAUUGGAUGGGCCGAGAAAUUCACCAUGGUGAUCCAGAGGGAACUCAAGCUCAAAGAAAAGCUUAUGAGAACGGAAUUAGAGAUGGUUCAUUUGGAUUGCUGUUGAAUUCAAUAGUUCUAGGAAUUGGUUCUUUUCUGCUCGAACCAAUAUGUCGAAAGCUUACAACAAGAGUAGUGUGGGCUAUUAGUAACUUCAUAUUGUUCUUCGCCUUCGCAUCGAUGUGCAUUGUGAGUAUCUGGUCUACCAAUGGUUAUUCCUAUGGAGUGAAUAAAGAAGAAGAAGUGAACAGAAGAGUUAGAGCUGUAGCUCUUAUUAUAUUUGCAGCUCUUGGCUUUCCUCUGACUGUGUUAUUCAGUGUUCCUCCUGCUGUUGCGGCACAAUUAGCCGAUAUCGGAGGAACAGGACAAGGAUUAAGCAUAGGGAUUCUGAUUAUAUUCGCUGUUAUACCACAGGUGAUAAUAUCAGUUAGUGCAGGGCCAUGGGAUGCUUUGUUUCACAAAGGAAAUUUGCCUGCAUUUGCUAUGGCUUCUUUCUUUGCCUUUUUUAGUGCCUUUGUUGCAUUCUUUGUGCUCCCAAAGUUGAAAACCUCCACCUUCUCUGCAUCCCAUUAAUCUUGUCACAUAGAUGGGAAAAAAAACACUGUUUAAUAAGCACGCGCUAAUUGUAUAAAUCGAUGGCCUUAAUAAGAUUAAGCAGUGUAUAAUAUAUAUAUGGACAUGUUUCUGUAUGUUUUAUGUUUAAAUAUAUUUUAUGAUAA
Molecule: messenger RNA, 1788 nt
Organism: Dioscorea cayenensis subsp. rotundata (Guinea yam)
Lineage: Eukaryota; Viridiplantae; Streptophyta; Magnoliopsida; Dioscoreales; Dioscoreaceae
Product: sucrose transport protein SUT1-like
Exons: 14
Coding region: 110-1642 (510 amino acids)
Biological process (GO): transmembrane transport
Cellular component (GO): membrane
Molecular function (GO): sucrose:proton symporter activity
Source: RefSeq, a predicted model, not a curated record